Messenger RNA from Vairimorpha ceranae, 2427 nucleotides. Its product is annotated as coatomer subunit beta. Gene Ontology annotation, biological process: intra-Golgi vesicle-mediated transport; endoplasmic reticulum to Golgi vesicle-mediated transport; intracellular protein transport. The transcript has a single exon. The record is from RefSeq and is a predicted model, not a curated record. Bases 1 to 2427 code for a protein of 808 amino acids. Lineage: Eukaryota; Fungi; Microsporidia; Nosematidae. Gene Ontology annotation, molecular function: structural molecule activity. Gene Ontology annotation, cellular component: cytoplasm; COPI vesicle coat.
AUGUUUAAAACUUCUCUGUAUAUUCAUGACAUUAAAGAAAUUUCUCAAGAACAGAUACUAGGACUUAUUCAAUCUAAAUCUUUAGAAAAAAAAAUAGAAGGAAUGAAAGAAUUAAUAAUGUAUGUAAGUCAAGGAAAAGCAAAUGAUCAUUUACUUCAUAUAAUUUUAAAAGAAGUUCUACUUAUGGAAAACAAUGAACUUAAGAGAUUAUUAUAUUAUUUUUUAGAAAUUUAUCUGCCUUUAAUUAAUGACAGCGAAAUUCUUUUAUUGAACAACCAAAUAAGAAAAGAUUUAGAAAAUCCAAACGAAUUUGUAAGAGGAUUUACACUAAAAUUUGUUUCUAAAUUAAGAUCUGUAGAUGUGUUAAAUAAUUGUUAUAGAUCCAUUAAAGAUAAUACUACUCAUUCUGUUGGCUAUGUAAGAAGAAGUGCUUAUUAUUGUUUAGCAACAAUUUAUAAAAAGGUAGGAAUAUAUGAAGAUGUACCUAAAAUUUUAAAAGAAAGUUUAUACAAAGAGAUGGAUUCUUGUUGUCUUAUUCAGGCAUUUUGUUCUUUAUAUGAUAUUGAUAAGGAGAAGGCUAUGUCUUUUGCAUAUGAGGUUACUAAUUCUAAAGAUAAGGAUUUUUCCUUAAUGCUCCUUGAUAAGAUCUUAGAUAAAAAAUUUAUAAAUUGCUUUAUUGAAGAUAAAGAUAGUGAGGUACGUCUUAAGGCUUGUUUAAAUAUUUUAGAACUUGAUGAUGAAAAAAAUUUAUUAAAAUUUGUAGAAAUUAUAUUUAAUAAUUUAAAAGAGCAUGAAGAAUAUUUUGAUGAGGUAGUAGUUCAACUAACAAAAAUUAAAGAUCGUACAGAUAUUUCUAGAUAUGUUAUUGAUAUUCUACAAUUUAUAAAUCCUUAUAAUUUUGACAUGUCAAAAUCUUGUUUAAGUUUGGCUUUUAAUGUAUGUAAAUCUAGAGAUGUUUGUCUAGUUUUACAAUUUAUUAUAAAUAAGUAUAAAGAGAUAGAAAACAUGACACUUAAAAACAAAGCUUUGGAAAUAUUGUUAAUUGAAUAUCUUUCAAUUUUUACAAAAAAAUUUGCAAUUUGCGAAAAAGAAAUCGAUGAUAUUUGUAUAAGAAAUUUAAAAAAAGACUUUCCUGGAUUGGUUUUUGCUUCUUUGGAAUUAAUUGAGAUUUUAAUAGGUUUGUCAAAGGAUAAUCAACUUAUUAAUGGACUUGUUAAUUCUAUAAAAAGUAUAAAAUAUGGGAAGAUUUUUAGAAAAACUUUUGAAAUCAUUGUAAAAUACGCUGAAGUUUCUCAUUUUAAUCAAAUAAUUAAUUUUAUUGAAGACAGACUGAAAAAUAAUUAUUUUUUUGACUGUUUAUUUUUUCAAAAAGACAACAAGUUUUUAUUAAACUUUGUGUGUAUCUCAUUAACAGAAUUUUACUUUAGAAUUCCGUACAAUGAAGAUCUUAAAAUCAAAUUAAUUGCGAUGUUUAUUGGAUUUACUAAAUUAGAAGGCCUUUGUGACACCACUUCUAAAUCAACUAUCUUUUUAUGCAUUCGUUCUAUUUCAGCUAAUGUGCCUUAUAAACAGGUAGAAAAAAAACAAUCUACAAAGUUUAAAAAUAUUGAUGUUUUAACUCCUUUAGACAUUCCGAUGUUUAAUGUUAAAUUUACCGAACAAGCAGAAAAGUUAAUUGAUUUUUUAAAUUGUGAAAAUACUUCAAACACGCUGGAUAAUAUUGUUCAAUUAACGGGAUUAUCAGAUCCGAUAUACGUAGAAGCCGAUGUUUUGUUUACGAGGUAUGAAAUAAUUCUUAAUGUACUAUUAAUUAAUCAAACAGAAGAUUAUCUGCAAAAUAUGCUCUUUGAUUUUGCUACAAGUCAAAAUAUUCGAUCUGUUUUUUUAGAUCUACCAAAAAAUAUGAAAGCCAGAUCAGCAAUCACUAAAAAGUUGAUUUUUAGGGUUGUAGAUGGUUCCAAUGGAUUUAUAAGUGGUUCUGUCACUUUUAAAUAUCCUAAUGAAAAUGGUGAAUAUGCUAAUCAACAUUAUACUCUUAAUUUCUCAGAGAUUAAAACUUAUGUGUCAGAUUUCCUGGAAAGUAAAACGUGCGAACCUUUAGAGUUCAAAAGUACUUGGAAAAAAAUGACAUGGGAGAAUGUGUAUUCAAUGAAAAUGCUAACGAAAUUAAGCCUUAAAAAUGUAUUUGAUAAGUUUAUUAAAUUGGUUAAUGGCACCAUUAUUGACUUCAAGGAAGAUGCUGAUAUUCUUGUUGCUAAUAUUUUGUGUACCACUCGUCAGAAUGAUGAUAUAUUUUUUAAUGUAUGUCUCGCUAAAACAGAUAACUUUGUCAAUUUGGAAUGCAGAAUAAGAUCUGAAAAAGAAGAUGUAGUAAAAAGCAUGAGCAAUGUUUUAGGAAGAGUUGUUAAAGAAGUCCGAAUAAAGUGA